AAGGGGGAAGGAGAAGAAAACCCAAUAUAUACUGUAAAAAGCGCGCUUUGUGGGUCACACCCUACUGGAUACAACUACUCCUACUUCACUUCUGCUACUGCUGCUGCUAUUCAUAUCAUUGCAGCCCAAUAAUUUUCUUUUCAUUUCCUUUCUUUCUUCAACUUUUGUUUGAUUUGGUUCUUGUUUCAAGUUUUUAUUAAGAACCCUUAUGAUUUCACACAAAAAUGUGGCCAACGCCGUUGGUGGCAAAACGGCAAGAGCUUGUGAUAGUUGUAUUAGAAAACGGGCAAGAUGGUAUUGUGCAGCUGAUGAUGCAUUUCUUUGCCAAGCUUGUGAUUCUUCCGUUCAUUCUGCUAAUUCAUUAGCCCGUCGACAUGAAAGGGUUCGUUUAAAAACUGCUUCUUUAAAAUCUUUGAAUCUAUUUUCCAAAGAGAGUACUAGUUGUGUUCCUUCUUGGCAUCAAGGGUUCACCAGAAAGGCAAGAACACCACGUCAUGGAAAGUCGGUGAAUUUCAUUUCAAAGAAUGAAGAGAAAAUAAGAAAUCAUAUUCCAUUUGUGCCUGAAUUAGGUUCAGAUGAAACAUCUAAUGAAGAAAAUGACGAGGAACAGUUACUUUAUAGGGUUCCAAUCUUUGACCCAUUUGUCGCAGAGUUAUGCGCGCCAACUGUAUCCAAUGAAGCAGAAACAAUAAUUGCUGAUCGAACAGUUGGUGAUGUUAAUGGAGUCGAAUCGAAAACUCCUUCUUUAGGUUGUGAUGUUGGUCAAAGCUUACAUGGUUGCGGGAUUAUGCCGUCCGAUAUGGACCUUGCAGAGUUUUCUGCUGAUGUGGAGAGUCUGCUUGGUAGAGGUCUUGAAAAUGAGUCGUUUGGUAUGGAGGAAUUAGGACUUAUGGAUUGUAAAGAAGAAGAGUAUUCUUUAGGAAAGGUGAAGGUUGAAGAAGAAAAGGAAGAAGAAGAAGAAGAUGAUGAUGAUGUAAGGGAAUGCCAGGUUCAUACUGAAAUUGAUAUGGCAAGAGAACCGCCUUUUGAGUUUAGCUUUGACUAUGAUUCAACAACUUGUGGAGACGAUGAUGAGAAAGUGGAAUUGAAGAAGAAUGGAGAAUUAGAAGGUGAUGAUGAUGAAAAACUUAAUAAAAAAAAAAAAAGAAAGAUACUAUUGAGGUUAGAUUAUGAGGCAGUUAUUACUGCUUGGGCAAGUCAAGGCUCUCCUUGGAUUACCGGAAACCAGCCGGAUAUCAAUCCGGACGACUGUUGGCUGGACUGCAUGGGAAUUUAUGGGGCAGAAGUACUUCACCAUUCUUACGGAGAUCAUAACGGCGGUAUAGGGAUACAGCCGGCAAUGACUGACGGAGGGCGAGAAGCGAGAGUGUCGAGGUAUAGAGAGAAGAGAAGAACAAGAUUGUUUUCAAAGAAAAUAAGAUAUGAGGUGAGGAAAUUGAAUGCAGAGAAAAGGCCAAGAAUGAAAGGAAGGUUUGUUAAAAGGGCAAAUUUUGCAGCUCCUGUUUUUCCUUUGCAUUCCAAGUAAUUGCUAAUUAAUUACAAGGUUGAAUUUACUAUUUUUUUUAUCUCCCAAAAAAAAAAAAAAAAAAAAAAAAAAAAAAAAAAA
Jatropha curcas is the source of this 1606-nucleotide messenger RNA. Its product is annotated as zinc finger protein CONSTANS-LIKE 16. Gene Ontology annotation, biological process: regulation of DNA-templated transcription. The record is from RefSeq and is a predicted model, not a curated record. NCBI's taxonomy places the organism in Eukaryota, Viridiplantae, Streptophyta, Magnoliopsida, Malpighiales, Euphorbiaceae. Gene Ontology annotation, molecular function: zinc ion binding; protein binding. Gene Ontology annotation, cellular component: nucleus.